This is a messenger RNA of Diorhabda sublineata, 574 nucleotides long. Its product is annotated as protein crumbs homolog 2-like. The record is from RefSeq and is a predicted model, not a curated record. NCBI's taxonomy places the organism in Eukaryota, Metazoa, Arthropoda, Insecta, Coleoptera, Chrysomelidae. Bases 133 to 513 code for a protein of 126 amino acids. The transcript is spliced from 4 exons.
ACAGAGGCCAACGACUUCGUUAUCAAUGAACAGAGCACGUCUUUUAUCGUCGAAGCAGUAAUUGUCAGUGAUUGUUUAAGUUUACAUGGGUUUCUAUGAAAGGAUUUUGUCGAAGAGUUAACAGUUUUAAAUAUGCUCGGCAAAGUUAUUGUGGCUUUUUUAGUGUGUAUUGUAUAUAUAGAAAUAUGUAGAAGCUGUGACAUAGAUCAAACUAAGCACGGAUGUCUGAUAAAAAAUUUAACGUGUACAUGUGGCGCAGGCUGUAUAUCAGAUUAUAGAUACGACACAAUUCAGGAAUGCCAAAGUGCAUUGAAAGGUAAAAAGAGAGAUAUAUGCAAAACUCACAACCCUUGUAUGCAUAAUGGAACUUGUAUUCAGAUUUCACAGCAUCCUGGUUACAGGUGCAGAUGCGAAGGGACGGGAUAUUUUGGAGCCCGAUGUAGUAGAGUUUGUCCUACUCCUGGUCAAGGAAGAGUUGGAACCGUCUAUCCUUACGAAUGUAUAGUGAUAUGAGAUUUACUUACAAAUUAGAAAAGAUUCUCCAUGUACAAAAAAUAAAAUACUCAACAAUAGU